Exophiala xenobiotica is the source of this 5810-nucleotide messenger RNA. RefSeq lists its product as hypothetical. Gene Ontology annotation, cellular component: cytoplasmic stress granule; cytosol. Gene Ontology annotation, biological process: mRNA stabilization; positive regulation of translation. The transcript has 2 exons. The record is from RefSeq and is a predicted model, not a curated record. Gene Ontology annotation, molecular function: RNA cap binding. Bases 988 to 3837 code for a protein of 949 amino acids. Lineage: Eukaryota; Fungi; Ascomycota; Eurotiomycetes; Chaetothyriales; Herpotrichiellaceae.
GCGGUGUUUUGUCAGUGGUUCCUCCUGAGGUCCUCGUUCGCUGUUUGCUGGCUGUUCGGAAGGGACAUGACGGGACCAUCCACCCAUCCUCUCAAAAUGCCGCUAGGAAAUCGAGAAUUCAUUCCUUGAGCUUUUGCAAGAAAAAAAGACUUGCACACAUUCUCUCCAAUCCCUCACUCUCUCCUCACCUUUCCUUCCAACUUUACGCGCACCUUUCUUUGUUGCUGUCGAGCCUCCUCGCUGGCCCUUGCGCUUCCGGCGCAGGAAAAGUGUUUCGACGCUAAGACUCGCACUCAAAAGUUUUUGGCGUCUUCCAUCACCUCAUCCUCUCCGAAACCACAACGAGCCUGCCCACGACCGUCUGCGCCUCUCGCACUGGCUCUUUGUCUCUCGGCUCAUGGUAGUCUAAGGUGAAACCCUCUGCUCGUCCAAGAGUCGACUGCUCAAAUUCUUGACCAUCUCGGCCCUAGAAGCAGAUCCACCGAAGACUGCCUCAUUGUGCUCAAUUGACGACUCACUUCUUACCCGACCCGGCAAUUCGGAUUGGCUCAAUACCUCGAACCCUCAUCGGUGUUUCACAACUUGGACAUAGCAAGGACUGUUCUCCCAAGGCUGUAAGGUCGACACUAUUCAGACUACGGUUCAAGAGACGUGGAUCGGGCAUUUUCAGAUUUGCCUUGACAGUCAAACAUCAGGACAUUGCACCUUGCAAGCAGAGUGCGUGACGUUACAUACAUCAAGGACCGAUAUCCUUACCCGUCAACGCUCACUACAAACAGAAAAUCACCAGCCUCCUCUGGUGAAGGACUCCAUUUCUAGGACACAGAAUAUCAUAAGAUUGGGAGACUUCGACCCUACCCAUCCUCUCUUGCCGAGACUGCAGCUCCAGCCUAUACUGGUCUCUUUACACUGCAACCAGCUUGUUGCUGGUGAGGGGUCAGGUAGUGGAAUAGUGAGGUGUGCCCACAGUCGACUCGGUCGAGAAAGAUGACUACACCUUCAGGCCCUGCGGCGCCAGUGUUCUCCUAUGCACAGGCUGCCAAGGGAUUCACACCAUCGAUAUCCAGUCAGCCUACGCCUCGCAACGAAAGUCCUGCUGCGUCCGAAAAGCAUGUCCGAGACCGCCCAGCGCCCGAAUCCAAUAGUGCUGCGUUGGCACUUAAGUCUCCGCGGGAGAAGACUGACUCCGAGGUUAAAGUCGCAUCAGACGUCGGAGCUCGAACACCGACUUUUGAAGAUUCUGCAGGAAAGGAGAAUGUCUCUAACACGCAAAAUUUAUCUGUUGCUCCAGAAGGGUUGUCUGAACAGGCCAAUACCUCCAGCACCGAACCCUCGCAGGAUUCUCGAAAAGACGAAGCUAGACCACAAUUGUUGAAUGGACGAACGUACUCUUCUGAGCAGGCUUCCGAGGUUUCCGGUCCAGGUGCUGCCGACAGAAAAUCCAAAGACGCGGAAGAAGAUUGGGAAAAGGUCUCGGUCCCUUCGAUGACAGCCGAGAAAGAGCUGAAAGCAGCCCCCAUUCCAGUUGUCAAUGUUUGGCAGCAGCGAAGAGAGGCCCAGGCUGCAAAAGCGAAAGAAGUUGUUGGACCCCAGCGAAACCCAACUUCAAAUGCCACAAACGCAUCCAGACCAUUGGCUGGCGACGAAGAUGCCAAGCGCAGGUCCACGAGUCGGGAUCUUGAUAGCCACGAACGAAAUGGCAAGUCUGUGGACAUUGCUCGUGCUAAUAGCCGAAAGGAGGCAGCAUCCACUCGUUCUUCGAGAGACAGGGUUGAUGUUGAAGCGCCACCAUCUGUUGCUGAUGCACAAGCGUGGCCGACUCCUGAUAACUCGCAGGUGGAAGAGCGACGUAAGUCGACCACGUAUGAAAAGGCCGAGCAAAAAGGAAAUUCUCAGACGAAAUGGAAGACUAUGCCAUUCGUCCCGACCGCCAAAUUUGAAACCCAGCUUCCGCCUUCUGCCGCACGCCGAGGUGGUAGAGGUGGUGGCCGUGGAAGAGAUUCUACUGGUCGAGGCGGCCAUACUGGCACAGCUGGUGAGAAGCAGGACUUGUCAGGAUCCAUGGGCCCACCCCCAUUGCCGAAGCAGUCAAGCGAACAAGAUCGUGGUCGUCGAUCUGAGGGCCAGCGCGGUCCACGUGGUGGCUCCGUUCCUACUACCAGCAUCCGGCCCGAGAAUGGUGAAGACAACACGCCCGUUUUCCGCAAGCCUUCUGCACCUUUCACCAAGGAACCCAGCAGCACUGAUCGCGGGGAGCAUCGGCCUCCGAAGACAGAGCAGAGUUCCAGGUCUUCUUCACGACACACCGGGCGAGUGGCCGAUCGUGUUGUCAAUGGAGACACGAGCACUUCCGCAGACCAGACUCCUGGCGUAUUUGGACAGUCGAGUGAGCAGCAUGCUCGCUAUCCGUUUUCUUUUGACAGAUUCAAGGGUGCAGGGAAUGGAAGUUCUCGCGGCAGUGGAGAAUUUGCUCGGGAACGCGGUUCUGGGCGAAACCGGGACUGGUCGAGGGAUAAACCUGAAUCCGCACGAGAGAAGGUUGAAUCCUGGCGUGACCGUGAAUCUUCAGGCGACCAAACCACGCGACGUGAAUCUCGAAAUGAGCGUGGCCGAGGUAGCUACCGUGGCAGGGGCAACCACAGCUACAAUCCACCUUACAACUCGUCUCAUGCAUACACAGCCCCCCUGCCUCAGAACGGCUUUGAACCCAGCAGAUCUAGCUCGAAUGUAGAGAGCAGAUCAAGGCAAGCUUCUCAGCCCUUCCAACCAACACAGACACCGAACAACUCACGCAACAACCCACGGUCGCAAUCUAUUCCUGUUGGCAUGAUGUUCCCCGGAUACUACCCAGGCAUGCCACAAGGAGUUCCUGCCUUGCAGACCGACAUGCAAAUGUACGGCUACCCGCAACAAAUGCAGAUGCAGCCUGGAAUCAUGAGUGCUAUGCCUUACAAUGACCCUCUGAAUUCAUAUGCUCUCUUGUCGAUGGUCAUGACUCAAGUAGAGUAUUAUUUCUCCAUUGACAACCUCUGCAAAGAUUUGUUCCUACGAAAACACAUGGACGGGCAAGGCUAUGUGCCACUCAGCAUCAUCGCAAAUUUCAAGCGAAUCAAGACUCUGACUGAGGAUAACAUGACCUUGGACACCCUUCGCUAUGUCUGCCAACAAGUGAAGAGCGUGGAAUUUCUUCCUGGGCCUGACGGAGAUGAUCGUCUUCGCCGUCGGGAAGGCUGGCAUGAUUUCAUUCUUCCGGAGGAUGAACGAUUCGAUUCCGCUCGCAACGACGGCCCUGAACAUAACGUGGACCAAUACAUCCGGUCACCUCACUACGGUCAACCAGCUCAUUUUGACCAGUCCUUUGGGGUGGGCCAAGUACGCAGCCCUCCAUUGAACGUCCCAACGAAUGGGAUAUUCCACCCUGCUUCUCCAAUGUCGUAUCUUCCAGGACCUCAGGUCGACGGUCAUGGGGCUUUCGUUGCUCCUUUCGAGGACAUUGCUUCAGAGGACGUAGCAAGAGCUCCUUACCAUUCAAUACCGACGCCUGUGAGAUCUCCUCCGAGCCAAGGUGGUGAAACUAUGAGCAGCCUUGUCAAUGGUCACCACCGUCAGGGUUCACGAGCUGAUAUCGAGGAGAAUGUGUUCCCAGAUGAGAACAUUCCCAACAUCAACAUUCGCAUGCAACCUCGUCCUACACCAGACCAGGUCGAUUCGGCUGUCGACGCUGCCAAUGCUUCUGCUGCCAUCGGGAUCGAAGCUGGUAAUGGUGACCUCAACGAAGGACCGUCCAACGUUCCCAGUCUGAGUCUGCGCGGAGGUGCAGCUAGCCCGCAGCAGUGAGUCGGCUCCGAAUCUGACCAUUCGAAACGCAUCACUAACAACGCGAUCAGACUCGAUCAAUUCCACAAUCUGUCAUUUGGGUCAGUCGCUACUAUACCAGUGGCUGACUCUGUCAUCUACGUCACCAAGGAUGGCCAUGAGACUCAGCUUCCACCACCACAACUUGGACAGUAUGACCAGAGUUAUCAGUCGCUCCAUGACAUGGCUUUUCGACAGCGACAACUAGGAAUCGAUGAUGCUCUCGAACCGUUGUAUUCCUUCUGGAGCGAUUUUCUUGUCGACAAAUUCAAUGUUGGCAUGUAUCAGGAAUUCAAAUCGACUGCUGUUAAUGACUUCCAAGAAGGCAGUAGCAGCGGCAUGAAGCACCUUGUCCGCUAUUAUGGCAAAGUCUUGGGUGGACCUGUUCCGGUCAGCGAGCGGCUUGCUACAGACAUGGUUACCCUCUCUCGCGAAGACAAGGACGGUGACCGUUCUUUGUUCCAUACUUUGAGAGCUGCGUGGCGCAACGGAGCCACACACAUGAAAACUAUCAAGAGACUAGGUGAUGUCCUCACCAUUGAGGAGAAAGCCGAGCUCGACAAGAGUGGCUGAGCAUAGACAUGCAGUUGAUCUUUGCCAUUGCCACUCACCAUGCAACGUCAUUUUGUUCAACAACAUGUUCUGUCCAUCUUCGAAUGCAGAAUGAUGUACUAUGUCGUUAGUUAUACCAGAAAAGGGCACAAGAUUUGAUCAAUGCUCAACAGUGUUGAAGCAAAUCUACACUACUUCCAUCUCGAAGGGGGUUGCAGAGUGCUAUGUUUGUUUUUCCUGAGCUACCAGCAUAAGCAAUCUUCGUUCGAGCUAGAGGCCAGGAUCGAAAUCGACUGUACUUGACUAUGUUUUAUCACUUGCAUGGCAUCAAAGUUCAAGGAAAUAUGCUCCGCAUCGGAUGAUCAUGCCAUUCCUUCACACUAUCCUGAUAGCGCGCAUGGCCAGGAAUGAUUCAGCAGGCUGAGAUGAACCUUGACCGAAAACGACCCAACUACACUGCCGCGCACGGCGCAUUUGUUAUCACAACAUACGGCCGGUCAUGAUGGGGAUAUCAACAUACCCCUGCGAUGCUGGCUUCACAUUGUUAUCGCACAAACGCACAUUUAUUUCUUUUCCGUUCCGUUCUUGCAUAGAACAUCUCAUCUGUUGUCGGGCAGGCUGAGAGGUUGGGUGGGCAGGCUCGGGCCGGGUUUCAGGAGGUAUGCAAUUUGAGGAAGUCACCAGCCGCGGAACAGUAAAGAUCCAAGUCGAGAGACCGACAGUCGAAGUUCAGAACACGAGAACCUCUAAGACCAUUGCCCGCAGUAUGAGCAUGAAAUGGGAAGCAGUCAGGGUGCCUGGUCACGAUUACGUCGAGCUCUCCUCCACGAAGGAUCGUGUGUGAUUCUUCUUCCUUUAUUCACAUUUUCAAAGCGUCAAACAACCAUGGCAUGCGACGGAGAAAGACAAAAGUUUGUACACAGUUAUCAUGAGAGCCUCUCAAUCAAGUCGAAGGAGGUGAUUGUACCAAUCUUGUAAAGUUCUCUUGAAUCCGUCGACGAAAUCUGUCCCUUGUUGGUGGUCCUCUCUGAGUCUUUGGACGUUUCUAUUGUUGACAGAGAUUUGUCACUAUAAAAUUCGUUCCAACACUAUGAGUCGGCGGCUUUCUUUAGCAUACGGGACCGUUUGACCCAUAGAUUCUCGUCCUUCGGCCCGCCUUUGAGCAACACCCGCUGUGCUGCAAAAGGAUCCAAAUAUUCAGCCAGCAUCAGUCAUCAGUCAGCGUCCUUGGACCAGCAACUUAGCUGUCCGCUUUCCCCGAGCAGAGAUGCCUUGGAGAAGUCUUUCGGCUGCUUUCUUGCCAAAUGGUUCCAAAACCCUGGGCUCGUUCAUACCGCAGACGGACGGGAUCUUGCUUCUCCUUUUUUUGUGCUCCGCUUCGUACCACAGCGGCAGGAAUCGAC